This is a messenger RNA of Phyllotreta striolata, 2835 nucleotides long. The record is from the annotation of a GenBank genome assembly. Lineage: Eukaryota; Metazoa; Arthropoda; Insecta; Coleoptera; Chrysomelidae.
AUGAUAUCUUGUGUUCAUGUCGCCCUCGCCGAACGCAUUAACCUACCCGCAUUGCUCAAUUCCAAAGAGCUGGUCUGCGCCGAUUGCGACUGUCACGGCCCCAACCUAUGGAUUUGCCUAUACAAAAACUGCCUAAGAAUCGGAUGCGCCGAGAAAUCCAACGACCACAGCACCCUACACAAUGCGACCAGCCCGACGCACUGCGUGCACAUGAACCUGUCGACGAAGCGGAUCUGGUGCUACGAGUGCAAGCGCGAGGUCUUCAUGUCGCAGGACGACAGCGACGGGACGGCGGCGGCGUCGGGACGCGCCAUCGACUCGGGCCGAGGCAGCUACGCGACGCUGCGCACGGCGACGCCGGACGCCGACCGGCGCGGCUCCGCCGGCGACGCCUCCGAUUCGAGCGACGCCGACGCCGACGCGGAGUACCGCCCGUACGCGGCCGACCGCCCGCGCGGCCUCGUCGGCCUGCAGAACAUCGGCAACACGUGCUACAUGAACGCCGCCCUGCAGGCGCUCAGCAACACCGAGCCCCUCACGAAAUUCUUCUUGGAUUGCUCGUACGUCGUGCACCUGCUCAGCGACGGCAAGAAACCCGGCCUGAGCAGGACCUAUCAGGCCCUUAUGCGCGACGUGUGGAUCAAACGGAUCAACCAAGGUUACGUCACACCGUCAGGUAUAUUAUACGGCAUACGAAGCGUACACACGAUGUUCCGCGGCUACCAGCAGCACGACACGCAGGAGUUCCUGCGCAAUUUCAUGGACCAGCUGCACGAGGAACUGAAGCAACCGUCGCCGCCCGAUCUACAAUCGAACCUCCACCAUCAUCAUCAUAACCACUAUCACCAUCACCGUCGCCAACACCAGGCGCCGUCGGCGUCGAAUUCGAGCGGUUCGGCGUCGUCGGCGUGCGACGCCGACACCUUCAGCCUGGCGAUGGAGGAGCCCUGUGCGGCGCACGCGCCCCUCAUGCCGGUCAAUUCGUCGGGGUACGAUUCGAGCGAGGCCGAAUACGAAACGUGCGAUUCGGGCGUGAGCGAACGGUCGAGUUUGAGCGACGACAACGACAGGCCGCCGAGCAACGCCAAGAGGAGAUUGAGCCGGUGCUCGAGCCCCAAUAGGAGGCAGAAGCAGCGCGUCGUUAUCGAUUCGCAACCGACCACAUCGAAUACCAGUUCCUCCGAUCAACCAACGAAUAAGAAACAACAACCGAAAUAUCGAUCGAUCAUAUCGGACAUAUUCGACGGGAAAUUGCUGUCGUCCGUCCAAUGUUUGACGUGCGACCGCGUCUCCAGCAAAAUCGAAACAUUCCAGGACCUGUCGCUGCCGAUACCGUCGAGGGACCAUUUGCAGGUGUUGCACGGUCGCAGCCAACCGCCCGCCGCAGGUACCUGUUCGGAGGCGCUGAUGCCGAUCGAAGACGGCUGGGUGUCGUGGCUGUUGACGUGGCUGCGGAGCUGGUUCUACGGGCCGACGGUGACGUUGCACGAUUGCCUGGCCGCCUUCUUCAGCACCGACGAACUGAAAGGCGACAACAUGUACAGCUGCGAGAAGUGCAACAAGCUGCGCAACGGCGUGAAAUUCAGCAAGGUGCUCCAGCUGCCCGAGGUGCUGUGCGUCCAUCUGAAACGGUUCAGGCACGAGUUGAUGUUCAGCAGCAAGAUCUCGUCGACGGUGAGCUUCCCGUUGCGCGGGCUCGACAUGCGGCCCUAUCUGCACGUCGAUUGCGCCUCGAAGGUGUCGUCGUACGAGCUGUUCUCGGUGAUUUGCCAUCACGGCACCGCCGGCGGCGGUCACUAUACCUGUUUCGCGGCGAAUUCGGGCCAGUGGUACGAGUUCGACGAUCAGUACGUGACGAAGGUGAGCGCCGAUAAGGUGCGCGACUGCGAGGCGUACGUGCUGUUCUACAGGAAGGGCGGGCAGGCGUCGGAGGCGGCUCGAAGGAAGGCCGAGGAGAUGUUGGAGCGGUGCGCCGGCGAGGGUUUGGAGGAGCCCAUCAAGCGAGCUUAUAUAUCGAGGCAAUGGAUUAACAGGUUCUACUACUGCAGCGAACCGGGCCCCAUCGACAACUCGGACUUCCUCUGCCAACACGGCGCCGUCAGUCCCGAUCGCGACGUCGACAUCGACAAAAUCGCGACGGCCGUGCCGCUCGAGCUCUACCAGUAUUUGCACGGGAAAUUCGGCGGUUGCGCGCCGUUCGUCGAUUGCGCCGUCUGUCCGGCGUGCGCCGCCCUCCAGGGCCGCCUCCUCCACGAGAUGGAGACCUUUCUGCGGGCGAGCCGAGACGCGCAGGCGCGCGACGCCCCGCACACGCACUACCUGUCCAGCUCUUGGUACACGCAAUGGCACAAUUUCGUGCAGAAGCGCAACCACGAACCGCCCGGUCCCAUCGACAACACCAAAAUCGAUCCGGACCGAUUGGACGCCAAAGAGGCGGCCGACGUGCCCGAGGCCGUCUGGACCUUCUUCCACGACAUCUACGGAGGGGGCCCGGAGAUCCGGAUAAGGCGGCCGGACUCGCCGGAGGAGGCGCCAGCCAGGUUCUGCGAGAAGGUGGAGAGCGAGGAGUCGGACGCGGCGGAGGAGAAGCGCCGGAGCGGAUUGGCGCAGGGCGAGCCGAUGGAGACGUCGGAGGGCGUCGCGACGGAGAACGGCGAGCCGGAGAACGGGUACGACGUGGAGGACGGGAGGAAUUCGUCGAUUGAUGCGAUGCUGCCAAAUAAUAAAGUAGAUAAUAAUGCGGAGAGCGCGGGGGAGGAGGCGGAGAAGGAGGCGGAGAAGGAGAGUAAGGAGUACAGGAGUCACAGGAGAUAUCGAAGGAGGAGGAAAAACUAG